Molecule: messenger RNA, 747 nt
Organism: Manacus vitellinus (golden-collared manakin)
Lineage: Eukaryota; Metazoa; Chordata; Aves; Passeriformes; Pipridae
Product: Krueppel-like factor 5
Exons: 3
Coding region: 1-588 (195 amino acids)
Biological process (GO): regulation of transcription by RNA polymerase II
Molecular function (GO): RNA polymerase II cis-regulatory region sequence-specific DNA binding; DNA-binding transcription factor activity, RNA polymerase II-specific
Source: RefSeq, a predicted model, not a curated record
AUGGACAAGUACCUUUCCAGCGAGGUGCCCCCCAUGCCGAUGCUGCCGGACAAGAAGUACCGUCGGGAGAGCGCCUCGGUGGUGGACGAGUUCUUCUCCACGGAGAAGCCCAGCUCCACCCCCUACAGCGUCAACAUCAACGUCAUCCUGCCGGACACGACCCACCUGCGCACGGGGCUCUACCGGCCCCCCAAGCCCAUGGCACCCUUCCCACAGAUCAAAACCGAGCCCGGCACCGGCUUCGCCCAGCCCUGCUCGUCGGCGCCCGGCCCCACGCAGACCCUGCCCGACUUCACCAGCGUGUUCAGCAUGCCCCAGUCGGUGGCGGUCAACAACAUCUUCAUCAAGCAGGAGAUGCCCUCGGAGGAGCGUCUGGAGCAGGGCAGCCCAGAGGCUUUGCCUAGUCCAGGUGAGAAGCCCUACAAGUGCACCUGGGAGGGCUGUGACUGGCGCUUCGCCCGCUCUGACGAGCUCACCCGGCACUAUCGGAAGCACACGGGGGCCAAGCCCUUCAAGUGCCUCGCCUGCGGCCGCUGCUUCUCCCGCUCCGACCACCUGGCCCUGCACAUGAAGAGGCACCAGAACUAGGAGUUGCCUCCUUCCCACACUUCUCCAAGAGCAGCUGGAACUCUUUCCUCCUCCGAGGGGCCUCCCCUCGUGCUGUACAUAGGAACAAACCCACGCUGUGAUCAACUGGCAGGGCAGGGAUGGCGGGUGAACCCCCUGCCAGGCCUGUCCCCGACUCCU